This is a messenger RNA of Chrysochloris asiatica (Cape golden mole), 774 nucleotides long. RefSeq names its product tRNA-yW synthesizing protein 3 homolog (S. cerevisiae) (gene TYW3). Gene Ontology annotation, cellular component: cytoplasm. Lineage: Eukaryota; Metazoa; Chordata; Mammalia; Afrosoricida; Chrysochloridae. Gene Ontology annotation, biological process: tRNA methylation. The transcript is spliced from 6 exons. The record is from RefSeq and is a predicted model, not a curated record. The coding region runs from base 1 to 774 and encodes 257 amino acids. Gene Ontology annotation, molecular function: tRNA methyltransferase activity.
AUGGAUCGCAGCGAAGAGUUCAAAAGGUCGAAAGCGCAGUGUCUCGGCAAAGCGGACCUCAGUCGGAAGGGCAGUGUGGACGACGACGUGGUAGAGCUUGUGCAACUGCUGAACACGCAAGAUCAAUUUUUCACCACCAGUUCCUGCGCUGGCCGCAUCCUCCUCCUAGACGGGGGUGUAAAUGGUUUUGAAGUUCAGAAAAAAAACUGUUGUUGGCUACUGGUGACACAUAAACCUUGUGUAAAAGAUGAUGUGAUUGUAGCUCUGAAGAAAGCCAGUGGUGAUGCCAUUUUGAAAUUUGAACCAUUUGUUCUUCAUGUGCAGUGUCGACAGUUGCAAGAUGCCCAGCUUCUGCAUUCAGCAGCAAUAGAUUCUGGUUUCAGGAACUCUGGCAUAACGGUGGGAAGGAAAGGAAAGACAAUGUUGGCUGUCCGGAGUACACAUAGUUUAGAAGUUCCAUUAAGCCGCAAGGGAAAACUGAUGGUGACAGAGGAAUAUAUCGACUUCCUGUUAAAUAUAGCAAAUCAAAAAAUGGAAGAAAACAAGAGGCGAAUUGAAAGAUUUUACAACUGUCUACAACGUGCUUUGGAAAGUGAAACUGAUACCAGCUCACAUCCCAAGAUCAAACAGAAAAAGAAUCCAGUAUAUCUUCAUAAGAAAAAAAGAAACCCAGAGAAAGCACAUGGCAAACAUAUAACUGAACAAAAUGAUGAAGAACCGGAAUAUGACGAUGAUCCAGGAUUCAAUAUUAAUAUUUUCCCUGAAGAAUAUUAA